UUUUCUGUUCAGAUUGAUGGUGGUUUUCAUGGGUCUCUCUCUCUCUCUCUAGCUUAUUUUGUGGGGUGUGGGGGUGUUGGGGGGAGUGUCCAUGUCCAAGUAUAGAAAUUGCUAUGUGUAUAAAACAGGACUUGAAAGGGUGUUGGAAACUCAAAGAAAAGAUUUGAGGCGGACUAAUUCACACAGUUUACUGUUCCAUUGGUGGUGUCAGCACAUCCCAACAUGACUCCAAAUAUAACUUAAGACUUCCCUUCCCUCUCCUUAAGAGCCUCUCUGUCUCUGUCUCUCUCUCUCUCUCUAGUGGAGGAGGCAUACCAUGGAACCCUCGGAAGAAGCAGCCCUUGCCCUUGGAGGUCCCAAAGAGCACACCCAGAUCAUCAUCAAGGGCAAGCGCACGAAGCGGCAGAGGCCGCAGUCGCCGAUCCUUUUUGUGAAUGCCGCCGACUCGCCGAUCAGCUCUGAAGGAGGAGAUGGGGAUUGCGUCGAAGACGGCGAGGGCGACAAGGCCGCCGACCUCUCUCCCUCCACUUCUGCCAAAUUCCACAGCGGCUGCACCGAGGAAGAGGAGGACAUGGCCAAUUGCCUGAUCCUCCUAGCUCAGGGCCAAUCCAAAGAGCCCCCUAGAAGGGUUGUUGUUCAGGAAGACCACGACCAUAGCAAUAAAUUCAACAGCAAGAGGUACUUGGAGGGCUAUUGUGUCUAUGAGUGCAAGACUUGCAACAAGACCUUCCCUUCCUUCCAAGCCCUAGGUGGUCAUCGGGCGAGCCACAAGAAGCUGAAGUUGGCAACAGCCACGGCCGAAGAGAAGCCGCCGCUGUAUAAGCAAUUCGUGUUCUUGCCAUCCUCGCCAGACGAAGGAGGAGGAGGAGAAUUCAAGAAAGUUUCGACUUUCCCUCUUGGGAGCAUCAACAUUCAUGGGAGCAAUGGUAAUUGCAAGAAGCAGGCCAAGAUCCAUGAGUGCUCCAUCUGCGGUGCGGAGUUCACAUCGGGCCAGGCCUUGGGAGGCCACAUGAGGCGACACCGCCUGCCGGUCGCUGUUGGGGCGAAGCCAGAAUCCGACGACGAAUCCAUGCGGCUGAGUGCCAACGGGCUCUUGUCCCUCGAUUUGGAUCUCAACCUCCCGGCCCCGGAAGAAGAGAAGUGCGAUCACUUGUUUCCCUUGAGCUCCAAACAACAGCAUCAUCAUCAGAACCAAUCUCAUCCUCCCAUCUUCGUCUCGGCUGCCUCGGCAAUCGUGGAUUGCCAUUACUGAGCAAGAAAAUCAAUUCAAGGUGAUGGGUCAAGUCAAUCACAGCUCACGAAUUAAAAAACCAUGCGCGCGGGUCCGUGUUAAUUUUUCCAUGGGCUUUAGUGCAUCUAAAGUUUGAUUUAUACCCAGAUUUUCCUGCCAUCAAUUGUGGGGAUGUUACAUGUUAGAUAUUCAGAAAUUUACAGGGGCAUUCAGUUGAUUCUUUGGUUA
Rhodamnia argentea is the source of this 1459-nucleotide messenger RNA. RefSeq names its product zinc finger protein ZAT5-like. The record is from RefSeq and is a predicted model, not a curated record. Bases 317 to 1252 code for a protein of 311 amino acids. The transcript has a single exon. NCBI's taxonomy places the organism in Eukaryota, Viridiplantae, Streptophyta, Magnoliopsida, Myrtales, Myrtaceae.